This is a messenger RNA of Nerophis ophidion (straightnose pipefish), 2428 nucleotides long. RefSeq names its product protein NDRG1-like. Bases 97 to 1230 code for a protein of 377 amino acids. Lineage: Eukaryota; Metazoa; Chordata; Actinopteri; Syngnathiformes; Syngnathidae. Gene Ontology annotation, biological process: signal transduction. The record is from RefSeq and is a predicted model, not a curated record. Gene Ontology annotation, cellular component: cytoplasm. The transcript is spliced from 12 exons.
GCUCAAACGGAUGCUCUGUCACAGAGCCUGAGCCUAUUUGUGCGCUAUACAAAUCUUUUUGCAAGCCUCCCGUGGAUCUUCUGUGCACCAGCAGCCAUGGUUCUGGAAGAUAAUGAGUGUGACUCUGUCUUUGAGCCCCACAUCACCGAGGAGCAUGUGGACACUCAGUACGGGCAAGUCCACUGCGUCAUGACGGGGACGCCCAAAGCAAACCGCCCGGUCAUUCUAACAUAUCAUGAUGUGGGCCUAAACCACAAGUCAUGUUUCGAUACUCUGUUCACACAUGAGGACAUGCAAGAAAUCAUUACGCAUUUUCCUGUUUGUCACGUUGAAGCGCCAGGACAACACGAGGGGGCCAAAACUCUCCCAACAUCGUAUUCCUACCCGACCAUGGACCAGCUGUCCGAAGCACUGCCUGCCGUGCUCAAACACUUUAGGUUGCACACUGUGAUUGGACUGGGAGUUGGAGCAGGGGCUUACGUGUUGGCCAAUUUUGCUCUGAAUCACCCUGAUCUGGUGGACGGAUUGGUUCUGAUCAACAUCAACCCCAAUGCUGAAGGAUUAAUAGACACUGUUGCAAACAAGAUUACUGAAUGGACUCACACCCUCCCUGACACGAUCAUCACUCACUUGUUUGGAAAAGAGGAGAUCCAGACCAACCAUGAUCUCAUUGCUACAUACCGCCACCACAUCACGGCAUCAAUGAACCAGCACAACGUGGCUCAGUUCUUCCGUGCCUACAAUAGCCGCUGUGCUCUUGAAGUGGAGAGGCCUGUUGAAGGGGCAAACAUCAAUGCCAGGACCCUCAAAUGCUCUACUUUGCUGGUCGUUGGAGACAGUUCUCCUGCUGUGGAAGUCGUGGUGGACUGCAACUCCAAGCUCAACCCAACAAAGACCACACUGCUUAAGAUGGCUGACUGUGGAGGACUUCCUCAAGUGGCUCAGCCAGCCAAAGUGGUUGAAGCCCUCAAAUAUUUCAUCCAAGGCCUGGGAUACCUGUCCAGUGCCAGUAUGACCAGACUGCGUUCACGUACGGCCUCUGGCUCCAGCGUCUCCUCCAUGGAAGUUUCUCGGAGCCGCGCGCACACCAACGAACUGCAACGCGGUCGCACUCACUCACACGGUGCUGAGGAGAAGCGUGGACGCUCCCACACUGACGCCUCCAUCGAGAGCCUCUCCAACAGCAACAUGGACCGAUUGAUUUCAAAGUCCACUGAGGUGGCAUGCUAGAGUUCACACUGCACUUAUCUCAUACAUUUUGGUUAAAUGAUAACUGUUUUUACCUAGCUCCACCCUCUUCUUGCAUGCUAUGCGACCUUCACCAGGGCCAACACAGAUAGACAAACAACAUUCACACUCACAUUCACACACUAGGGCCUAUUUAGUGUUGCCAAUCAACCUAUCCCCAGGUGCAUGUCUUUGGAUAUAUAUAUAUAUAUAUACAUAUAUAUAUAUAUAUAUAUAUAUAUAUAUAUGUACACACACACACACAUUUAUUUAUAUGAGUAACACAAAGAUGUAAAUACUUUUUUUUUGUUUCUUCCUUGUACGUUUAUCAGGGAAUAAUUUUCAGAAAUGUAAAACUUAUUGUUCAUGCAGCAUAAAAAAAAGCUACAUUCCAACAGGCAGCAACAAACUCUGUUGUGUAGUAACUCAUUUGUACCACUCGAUGGUAGUGUGCACAUUUGUGUUUGAGGUCCAGUUCAUGGAAAGCAGCAACAUUGAUAUAAUCCAUCCGGCACAGCUUUCCAGAUAUUUUUAAAAUGACUUAGGGUUUUAUUUUAAUCUUUGCUCUUUACCCAGAUGGGCUGCAUUAAAUAAAAUAAUUUUGAAAAAAAUACUGUUGUCAUCAUCCCUGCACAGUUCAUGACACAAAGUCACUGUGUGUGUGUACAGAUUCUACUGAAUGUGCAGAAAAAAGUAAUGCAGUGUGAAUGCAGAGUGUGUGGGUCUGUGCAUUGUUGACAUAAAGCUGUGCCGGCAUUUAUAAUCACAUUUAUUUAGAAUUGGAUGUUUGAGGGGGUUGCAUCCCGACCGCAAAGCUUCUCGUUUGGAGUAUGACGCUGUGAUGAAUAAUAAAUGAGAAGAAUCUCUUAAGAAUGUAUUUAAACAUGGGAUGAACGUGCUAAAGGGCCCUGGCAUACAAGAUGUUUUGUUGUGUGCUUGGGUGUAAUGUAAAAGGCUGCAUUCUAUAUUUGUCAAUGCUUUAAUUCCAGUAUGUACAAUAAAGAGAAACAUUUUUAGGCCAAUAUUUUUUUUCAAAAUACUACCUAAGGUCCAAAAUGUAAUGUGCACAGACUUGCAGUAUUGAGAAAUACGUGCACGGCCACACUUUUUAAAUAUUCAGUGCAUGUGUCACUUAACCAGUAGCAUAAAAGGCUUUGUGUGUUUUGCUGAAUUAAAAUUUAAUAUCCCCGUUUCCAUGUUA